Molecule: messenger RNA, 1437 nt
Organism: Haplochromis burtoni (Burton's mouthbrooder)
Lineage: Eukaryota; Metazoa; Chordata; Actinopteri; Cichliformes; Cichlidae
Gene: lamp3
Product: lysosome-associated membrane glycoprotein 3
Exons: 8
Coding region: 459-1253 (264 amino acids)
Cellular component (GO): membrane
Source: RefSeq, a predicted model, not a curated record
AGAAACUUUCUGGAUGAGAAGUGAAACAUCAUCUGACUCCCAGGCUAAAAUUCGGAAUAUUCCACAGGACAUUUAUUUUUCCUGCUUUACCAGAGACAUCAAGAUGAUUUAUUUAUUUGAUCGACUCCCAACUCUUUAAGAAUUUGUCUCGACUUAUUGAAUUGGCUUGAACUAGGACCCAGUAUAUCCAGAUCCUAUUGCAUUUUUGUGAUGCCAUGUACAUAGACAUGCUGGAUAAUGCUCUAAGACAAAAUAUAUGCAAAAACCUGGUUACAUAACUAAUGUCUGAUGAAUUUUUUUUUAGUCGUUCUGUGUUCUUGUUUAAAUAGUCUUUCAACCCCAAUCACCUACAGCUGAAUCCUAUCUCCUUAAAGUAAAUUGAGCUAUAAGGUGUUAGGUGUUCAACAGUUUCACAAUUAGACAUCAAGGCACAGCUGCUGCACUUCUGAUCCAGUGGCAUGGCUAUUCUCUUUUGUCUUCUAACUGCGAUGCUAAAAGGCCACCGAGGUGGAUGGUAUCUUUUCUUCCUGGCUGCUGUCAUUCCAGGUGUCCACUCUCAGAGCACUAAUGGCUCCAUCCAGCCUGCUUUGGAGUCUGAGCUUCACUCCAAGGGUCAGAUCUACCGGCCGGUCCUGCAGCCAUCUGAGGCCACUCCUCAAACAGGAAACUAUGUGAAGAAAGACGGAGGGAAACCCUGCAUCAGAAUUACCAUGGGAGCAGAGUUCUUGGUCACUGAAAACAAGAAAACCUGGUAUUUUGACCUGGACCCAUCCAGAGUUAGGGUCAGUGGUUACUGUGGCAAAGAAGAGGCUCUUCUCUCUCUCACACUGCCAGACAAUGGUGCCAGCCUGCAGUUCAAAUUCAAAAAGGAGAAGACUGUUUUCUACGUCAUCGAGAUGAAUGCACAUUUGUCUCCCAUGCCUGUCUGCAAAGACUGUUCCAACAAGACUUACAAAGGUGUGUUGGCCCAUGAAAAGCUGUUCAAAACUGCUAACGGUCAAAGCUUCAUGUGCAAGUCUGAGAAUCUGCUUUUGAUGUCGUCUGAGCUGAAGAUCAAGCUGGUUCCUGUGCAGAUGCAGGCCUUCAACCUGUCUCAAGGACAGUAUGGAAAAGAAGUGGAGUGCUGGGCUGACUAUAACAAGAGAAUCAUUCCCAUCAUCAUCGGGGCAGCCGUCGUGUGUCUCAUUCUUGUCAGUUUGAUGAGCUUCCUUGUGGUCAGAGAUCGCCGCAGAGAUGGAUACGAACGGAUUUGAAUGGCGAAGAGUUCACUGUGAAACUGGACUGGGGGUGGUGGUGGGGGUGCUAUUGGCUUGUUCAUACACUUGCUCUUUCACUUGUUCUUUUCCUAAACCUUCAUUUGGCUUGUCACAUUCUUCUGUUAACAGCAAAGACGGUUUGUCUGGUAUUUACAAUUUGAAUAAAUAAAACUUUUUUUUA